Messenger RNA from Gossypium arboreum, 378 nucleotides. RefSeq lists its product as uncharacterized. The record is from RefSeq and is a predicted model, not a curated record. The transcript has a single exon. The coding region runs from base 1 to 378 and encodes 125 amino acids. Lineage: Eukaryota; Viridiplantae; Streptophyta; Magnoliopsida; Malvales; Malvaceae.
AUGGAGUUAGAACCCGCAGAGAAGGCAAGGAAAUUAGACAUCCAAGAGUUGGAGGAAAUCCGUAAUGAUGCCUAUGAGAAUGCUCGCAUUUAUAAAGACAAGACAAAGUUGUUUCAUGAUAAGAAAAUAGCUCAGAAGCAUUUUUCGAUAGGACAAAAAGUUUUGCUUUCUAACUCCGUACUAAAGCUAUUCCCAGGUAAGCUUCGAUCUCGAUGGCAAGGACCUUUUAUUGUGACCAAAGUAUUUACACAUGAUGAGUUUGAAAUAGAAAGUGAAGAAUCAAGAAAGCGGUUCAUGGUUAAUGGCCAAUGGUUGAAGUCAUUUAACGAGAAUUUUCAAGCCCACGCGGUUGAAAAGAUUCAUCUGGAACCACCAUAG